Messenger RNA from Protopterus annectens (West African lungfish), 17122 nucleotides. It is a transcript of the gene KMT2C, whose product is annotated as lysine methyltransferase 2C. Gene Ontology annotation, cellular component: nucleus; MLL3/4 complex. Gene Ontology annotation, molecular function: histone binding; histone H3K4 methyltransferase activity; transcription coactivator activity. Gene Ontology annotation, biological process: positive regulation of transcription by RNA polymerase II. The record is from RefSeq and is a predicted model, not a curated record. NCBI's taxonomy places the organism in Eukaryota, Metazoa, Chordata, Ceratodontiformes, Protopteridae.
UUUAUUAUAAAGGACCACACUUUAAAGGAGCGAUUUAAGUCAAGCUCCACGUCAUAUUGCUACUGUAAUGUACACACGCAUGUCUAAUAUUUACGUUUAGAACAUUCUGAGCUACAUAGCUCUUAAAUAAAAGAGAUGUCAGUAAAGAAUUGCAGAAUAAAUAUACCGUAUUCACCACCACCAAUGGAAACUGAUGCAGACUAACGGGAUAACCACUCAAAUGUUUCUAGAUCACAUAACAAUGAACUAAGAUGCGGCGAAACCAUCAAACAUCAGUUAGAUAAAAUUAUAGUACACUGUACAAUCCAGACAACCCCGCAAAUUACUUCAGAAGUCAGAAUUUAUGAAAUCUAGGAGAUCAGCGUUUUCAAGGCAAGUUCAGCAUUGCUCCGUGUACGAUUCCAAGUAAAAAAUAUAAUCCAACGCAUCACACUCUUAAAAUAGCACAGACGUCGCCUAUAAAAUAUUAACCAUUUUCAACGAUCGUAAUCCACAGAGAAAAUAAAUACAAGCCAACCAUCCCUGUUUGGGAAAAGAAACCGUCAAAUACUGGACGAGCUCUUCCACUACUAGACAUCACUUCCGUUGCUUACGAGACCGGAAGUGCAGCCCCUUCGGGCCUGUCUAUCGCUCCGGUGAGACUCAAUAAACCGAAAUUCGGAUUUAUAUAUAUUCCUCAUCAAGGUAUAUGUAAAAUAAGAGACCUGCUCAGACUGAGGUUCUUGGUGGGUGAUGACGUUCACCAGUCUUUGGAUGUCUUCUGAUAAGAAUGUCAACAGAUGACAGGAGUCUUGAGACCUCCGAUCAAGGAAUACCUUCUGCUUCAUGUGCAGCAGUUGCUGCCCUUGGUAGCUCUGCUGGCACAGAUAAACAGUACCAAGACCAGUCUUGCAGAGAUGGAGCUUCUCCUUUCCAGAAGUCAUGGAAAAAGUCACAAACCAGAGAGACAUCAGCACUUCGGGAUGGUGAUAGCAUGGAUGGAGUGGAAUCUUCAGAACCCAAAAUUACUGUAAAGAAAGAAAACAGAGGGCCUGCUGUAGAGGAUGGAGGACUGCAAGAAGAAAAAGUAACUGAACCGUUAAUAUCUUCUGCUCAGAAUUCUGCACCAUCUACACUUCAUUGUUCUUUGUUGGAGGGAUCAACUGGCAGUGUAACUUCUGGUGUCUCCAUUGCCUCAGUUUCUCUAGAAGGAAAAAACAGGAGGCAUUUGUGUGCUUUAUGCUAUUGUGGGGAUCGGAGUUCUUUGGGACAGGGCGAAUUAAAACAAUUUGAUUUGGUACCAGAUGAAACAAGCAAAGAAAUCUUUGCCCAUGAAAACAUUUUGGCAUCCUGCAAGCAAAAAAGCCACACAAAGGAAGAAUUAUUGCAUAACAGCAAAUCCCCUUGUAGUCCAAGCACUCAAGCUGCUUCUGAACUGCUCCGCACAGGUUGUGAUGACCUCAGCCUGGUUGGCCUUCCUGACAACAUCAGUGUACAGAUGCUUUUUGAUCCUCCUGGUCACUUUUGGGUUCAUCAGCGUUGUGCAGAGUGGUCUGAAGAAGUCAGCCAAAAUGAAGACCAUGUGGUGGAACAUGUGGACAAAGCAGUUUUCUCAGGGAGCACUAAAUGUUGUACACAUUGUAAGCACCUUGGAGCCACCAUAAAAUGCUGUGAAGAGAGCUGUGAGCACCGAUAUCAUUACCCUUGUGCUGCAGGAGCUGGCACAUUUCAGGAUUUCAGUAGUUUUACACUGCUUUGUCCAGAACAUAUUGAUCAAGCUCUUGGAAGAUAUAAGGAUGAUGUUAAUUGUGCAGUUUGUGACAGCCCUGGAGACUUGUUAGAUCAGUUGUUUUGUACUAGCUGUGGUCAGCAUUAUCACGGAAUGUGCCUAGAUAUAUCAGUAACUUCACUGAAACGUGCUGGUUGGCAAUGUCCAGACUGCAAGAUUUGUCAGACUUGCAGGCAUUCAGGUGAUGACACUCAGAUGCUGGUUUGUGACACUUGUGAUAAGGGUUACCAUACUUACUGUCUUCAGCCUGUAAUGGAUUCUGUCCCUGCAAGUGCCUGGAGAUGCAGAAAUUGCAGAAUUUGUACAGAAUGUGGCACUCGGACCAGCAGUCACUGGCAUCACAAUUCUCUUUGUGAUGAAUGUUAUCAGCAACAGGAUACUCGCUUAGUUUGUCCACUUUGUGGAAAGGUCUACCACCCAGAAACACUGAAAAACAUGUUACAGUGUCAGAAGUGUAAAAGGUGGAUUCACUUGGACUGCGGCAAGAUCACAAGAACUGGAGAAACUUCUCAGUUAAAGGAAUACAUUUGUACAGUUUGUAAACCAUCAAAACUGGACCUCACACAGCCAUGUUCUACAAACCAAUCUUCUGAACUAGCCCUGGAACCUGAAACAGCAUCUUGCAUUAAUCAAAUGAAUACUGAAAGAAAAGCAGACCAUGAGGUGGAGGUUUCUCUUCAAGCUGAGAAAGAACAAUCAGCAGAACUUGGAUCUACACAAGAUCAAGAAACUGAUAAACUUGAACCUGACAUUUCUCAAUCAGUAGAAACCAGCAGUACACAAAUUAAGCAGACCGAAACAGUAGACAGUUCAGAUGUGAAUGUUACACAGGUGACCAUAACAGAUGAAAUGCUGAGGUUGCAGCAAGAAGAGAGUGAACAAACUGUGAAACAAGAUGACAGUGUCCUAGAAGUGGAAGUAAAGAAAUCAGAUGUUGUAGAAGUUAAUUUAGCAAAAGUUGCACAUCCUGCCCAGGAGACUGGUGAAAAGGUAGGCAUUUCAGUGUCUGUUGAAGAUGACUAUACAGAAAAGAUGGACUGUGAGAUCUCCCCAAGGUCAGCAUGCAGUGUCCAUGCAGAGAUGGAAACCACCAGUGAAACCUCUUCAAAAAUGGAUUCACCAACAGAACUUUACACUUUCAAACAGUCAAGUGAAUCAAGUCCAACAUUAACUAUAUCAACUGAUAGUAACAAAACUGUUGUAUCACCACCCUUUAUUGCAUCGGGAUUUCUUUCUCCAUAUAGCUGGUCUCCCAGUGCAUCUGUUACUCUAAGCAUUUGUACAACUAAUGCUUCUACACCGUCUCACGUAUACACAACACCAAAAAUUGGAAUGGGAAAACCAGCUAUCAGCAAGAGGAAAUUUUCUCCUGGAAGGCCUAGGGUGAAACAGGGGGCUUGCAGUACUUCUAAUGCCAUGAGCCUGUUUUCCUGGUCUCCAGGCAGUUCUGAUGGUUUGGAUACUUUAAAAGCCAGACAGCCUUUCAACAGUACCAUUUGGAGCAUCAAAGUGGGACGUGGGUCUGGUUUCCCAGGAAGGAGGAGACCACGUGGUUCUAGUCUCUCCGGUCGAGGAGGCAGAGGCAGAUCUAAAUGGAAGAGUGGCAUCGGGGCUUUUAUUACUCCAGGAGUUAGUGUCUUAAAUGUACCACUGUACAAAGAAGAGGAGGAAACCAUUAUGCGUAAUACAGUUGUCCUUUUCUCCAGCAAUGACAGAUUUACUUCACAACAGGAUAUGUGUCUUGUUUGUGGAAGUUUUGGUAAAGGAGCUGAAGGAAGGUUUAUCUCAUGCUCUCAAUGUGGCCAGUGUUACCAUCCUUACUGUGUCAAUAUUAAGAUUACUAAGGUUAUACUUAGCAAAGGAUGGCGCUGCCUGGAGUGCACAGUGUGUGAAGCCUGUGGGAAUGCCACAGAUCCUGCACGACUGCUGCUUUGCGAUGACUGCGAUAUUAGUUACCACACUUACUGUCUGGAUCCACCAUUACAGACUGUCCCAAAGGGAGGCUGGAAGUGCAAAUGAUGGAUUCAUUCCCGCUGCCAAGAUCUUAAUACUGAGGAGGAACUAGAAAAUGCUGCUGAAGGUGGUCUUGACUGCACCUUUUGUAGGCCCUAUCUGACACCAACUCAUGUGACACCUUCAGAUGACUGUGAAGUAUCAGUUGUACCACAAGUUGUUGCAAAAGCAAAAGACCCUGAUCCACCAAGAAUGUAUACCCAAGAUGGAGUCUGUUUGACUGAGUUGGGGAUGAAUCACUUACAGCGUAUAACAGUCACAAUACCACGCAAAAAACGGCCAAAACCAAAGUUGAAAUUAAAAAUAAUAAAUCAGAAUAGUGUGGCUGUAUUGCAAACUCCACCUGAUUUUCAGUCUGAACACUCGCGAGAUGGGGAUAUGGAUGACAGCAGAGAAGGUGACCUUAUGGAUGGUGAUGGAAAAUCUGAUUCUAGUCUAGAACGGGAGGCCCCAGAAGCUGAAUCUAAAAGAGAUGAAGGAACUAAUGAGAUAAAAAAGAGGAAAAGAAAACCUUAUCGACCUGGAAUUGGAGGAUUUAUGGUUCGUCAGAGAAGCCGCACUGGACAAGGUAAAACUAAGCGACUGCUGUCAUGGAAGGACUCAUCUGGCUCUGUGCCUGAACAAAUAACAGGGUGGACAGAGCGGUUGCCAGAUGCACCAUUUGAUGACUCUGCACUUAAAUCGGAAAGUCCUGAGAAGAAUAAGAAACGUUACAGAAAAAAGAAGAAUAAAUUGGGGGAAAUGUUUCCAGUCUAUCUGCAGGAGGCCUUUUUUGGGAAAGAAUUACUGGACACAAGCAAACAAAACAGUCUCACAUCAGACACUUUAUCAGAGUCCUUUCAUCUCACAAACAAAUCUGCAAAUGUAAAGUCAUCUUUGUUGGAUCCAUCUUCUGACCCACUUCUCAGUGCAGCUACUGCUUUGGGACCAGCUAGUCAUGACAAGCAAGGUGACCAUUCAGAAGUGUCGAACACAGAGGAAGACUUCCUUGGAAUCUUUUCAAAUGAAGUGGUGAAAUCUGGUAAAGGUUCAGCUACACUAGAUAUAGGCCCAGUCUCUGACGAUUCACCUUCUACGAUCCCACCAGCUGGAGUUCAGACUACGCGCCCUUUAUGCGAACAGCUUGAUGGAAUUCUUAGUCCUGAACUUGACAAGAUAGUUACAGAUGGUGCAGUAUUGGGAAAGAUGUAUAAAAUUCCAGAACUGGAAGGGAAGGAUGUUGAGGAACUGUUCACUGCUGUGUUGAGUCCAACAGCCACUCAGCCUCCACCACUACCGCAGCCACCACAUCCGAUGUUGCCAGUACAAAAUCAAGGAGACCCAGUUUUUCCAAGGCUACCUUUGAUGAAUGGUGUAGUGGGACCAAAUUCACACCUAGUAGUUACCUCUAUGACAACAGGAGGAAGGACGUGCUUGACAAACUCAUUCUCUUCUAUAUCAUCAGCAUCAUCAUCCUUUCUGAACAGCAGGGAAAAGAAUCCAGCUUUCAGUCCAUUGGUUAAUGACCCAAAUAACACAUGGACAGCACCUGCUCCCGUUGUAGACGGUGAAUCAGACACUAUGUCUAGUGCCCAAAGAAGCACUUUGAAGUGGGAAAAGGAAGAGGCUCUUGGAGAAAUGGCAACAGUAGCUCCUGUUUUAUAUACAAAUGUAAAAUUUCCCAACCUCAAAGAGGACUUUCCUGAUUGGUCUACAAGGGUGAAACAGAUUGCUAAACUUUGGAGAAAAGCCAGCUCGCAGGAACGGGCUCCUUUUGUGCAAAAAGCCAGAGAUAAUCGAGCAGCCCUCCGUAUCAAUAAGGUCCAGAUGUCCAGUGAUACAAUGAAAAGGCAACAGCACCAAGACAACACAGAUCAAAGCACUCGCUUGGACUCUGAACUUUUCAGAGAUCCACUUAAGCAGAAGGAAUCAGAACAUGAACAGGAGUGGAAGUUUAGACAGCAAAUGCGACAGAAGAGUAAACAACAAGCCAAAAUAGAAGCCACACAGAAGCUGGAACAGGUAAAGAAUGAACAACAGCAGCAACAACAGUUUAGUGCUCAGUCAUUCCUGAAUAAUUCUGGAGAUUCACCAAACACUAGUGUGCAUAGCCCUCUAUCAACUCGGCAGGGGGAUGGCAGCAUGUCUCCAGCACAGCAGACAUCACAUAAAGACAUGUUCGUAAAACAUCAACUUUCCAGUACCCCUACAUCAUCUGGAGAUGUGUUUCUAAAGCCUCAGGCACCACCUCCAACACCUACAAGAAUAUCAGGACUAGAUCACAUUCCUCAGUCACAGAAUUCACAACCACAGUCACCUCAGAUGUUUUCUCCUGGUUCCAGUAGCUCAAGGUCAUCCUCCCCUUUAGAUGUAAAUGUUAAGAUGAUGGCAACGACACAUCAACAGCUAGCAGGGCAAAGCUUUGUAAGAAGAAAUUCAUGUUCUCCAGUGGAUCCAUGCACUCCUCCAUCUGCUGUAUCCAUACCCACGCAAGUCACUGAACGUGUUGGCAGUAGCAGACCUUCUCCAGUUAGAGAUUCAUUUGGUUCACCUAAAACAGGUGACUCUUGUGCAAAGCCUUCUGAUGCCUCUAGACCAGUUAUGCUUCCAGAUAAAUUUCCAAAGCCACUGGAGAUUCCAGGGGCACAUUUUAAUGUGGAACCACCAUCUGUUGCUGCUGUUGGUAAUUCAUUCAGUGUACUGCCUUCCAGAACUGAUAUAUUUCAGAGACAACAAAUGCCUUCUAACAUUGUAGUUUCUCCAGACUCACUCACAAGAAUUUCUUUGGUACCUGAAAUAGGCCUUGGACAUUUUAAAACUCUCAUGCAUCCACCUGACUCCGUGAAAGAUACUUAUACCUCAGUGCCUCCUACACCAAGACGUAUGUCUGUGGAUUCCUAUGAAAACUCUGUUUCAGCACCCAGGCAGGCUGACCCCUUUACACAGAACAGUUCAGCUGAUCCAUAUAUCCAAGCUUGUGUCCCUUCCCACACUGUAGUAAAUGAAUCUGUUGUUCAGCCACAGAGAGUAAUUCAGCCUGCACAGAAUGACUGUCUUACUCAGUCAGGGCAGGUUUCUAGGGCCUUUACACAGGAUUCUUGCUCUCAGUCUUCUGGUAAUUCUCAGACUGUUGCUGAUCCUUAUGUACAGCUCCAGCAUACUCCUAGGUUGUCUUCAGUUGAUUCAUAUUCUCACCAUUCACCAGCAUCAAGGCCAUCAGCACAGCCAUUAGAUCCCUAUGCUCAGCCUUCCCUUACUUCUAGAUUUGCUAUGGGGGAACAGUUUAUGCAGUCAUCAGUAAACCACAGACUUGCUGAACCAAAUCUUCAGUCACAUGGUACAUCGAGAGCAAUUGCUAAUGAUCGUUUUACACCAGCUUCAGCAACUUCAAAGUCUGGAAUUUCAGAACCUUACAGUAGACCAGUUAUCUCUAGACCCAGUGCAAUCCCAGAUCAGAAUGCUUUUUUGCAGGUGGUACAAGGUAGUGAUUCACAUUUGCAAGAUACAUUUGUCAGACCAGCAGAUCUGUGUCCUCAGACUCUAAGACCAGCAGGAUCAACUACUUCAGAUGCACUUAAUCAGGUUUCACAAACACCCACCCAUGAUUCCUAUGACCAUCGUAGAAGAACUUCUCAACAUCAGUCUGGUGAUGAUUUUGUUUCUGUUCAUCUUGCUAAUGAUGCCGAUGAUCAGAAAGGAACAUGUUCGGAGAUGGACUGUGGAACAUCCAGUUCACCACUGAAUUCACAAGGACAGCAGUUUACAUAUUCAGCCCAAGUACCUGGAUCUGCAGUGUCUGGAAUUGUGUCUGAUACACAAAGUCUUGUAUCUCAGGCAGACACAGAGGAAAAAUUUAGACAGCGCCAGAAGAUACGUGAACUUAUCCUUCGCCAACACCAACAAAAAAAGUCUGGGCGUCUUGAAAAAGAACCAAUGGUGUCAUCUUCAGCAGGACCUGUUCAGCAAUGGCAACAGGAAGAUUUGAACAGACUGAAUGAACCAUAUAACAGACCUCCUCCACCUUACCCUGGAAGCAUAAGAACUGCUCUUGUUGCUCCAGGAAGUCAGAGGUUUUCAUUAUUUCAAAAGGAUUUAUAUGCCACUUUUGCUGUUGAUGGACAGUUUAGUAGGCCACAUUUCCCAGGUAAUAUUGUCACCAUGGGACCAAGACCACCGGGAUUUAGGUAUGCCUUUCCAGCUCAUGGCCCAGGGCCAGAAUGCUUUCAUGGACCACCACAGCAGAUGCAAGGCACAGGGCUUCCACAGCAGCUAAAGAGACCAAUAUCUGUAGACACAUCUGGGUCAUUAAGUAAUCCACAAGUAAAUAAUCACUUUGGAAUUCCUUCACAUUAUCCACCUCAGGGCAUAACAUUGCAGCAGCACAAUAUACAGGGGCAACCAUUUAUCGAGCUACGGCACAGACCUAUUGAUAGACCAAGAUUUCCUUUCACAACAUCCACUAAUGCAGCAGACCCAGCCUGUCAGCAGCAGAAAGUUGAAGGCUUUAUUAUUGAACAGAAUCUAAGGUUCCCCAGUAAUCUAGGAAUGAGACCUAUUGAUACAGUUAUGAAGCAACAGCUACAAGAUGGAAAUAGUGAAAUGCAUGUGCCUUCUAACAUAGGACAUCUUCCUCAGCAUAGAUUACAAAUUCAUGCUGAUCAUCAGCCAGUAACUCAGUCACCUUCUCUGAGUCAUCCACUGGGUGAUUCUGUUAUUACUGCACUGCCAGCAGCACCUUCUGCUGCUUCUUCUGACACCAUUGAUGAUUUGCCCAUUUCCAGUGAGGAAACAGAUGAUCUAGAGGAAAAACUUGAUCACGUGAAAGAUUUAGAUGAUGUUAAAGAUCUUGAUGGUGUAGAAGUUAAAGAUUUAGAUGAUGAAGAUCUUGACAAUUUAAAUUUGGAUCCAGAAGAUGAAAAGGGGGAUGAUCUGGAUAACUUGGACAGUCUAGAAACAAAUGACCCCCACUUGGAUGUUUUUUUAGCAGCUGGAGAGUUUGACAUCAUUGCAUAUACUACAGAUCCAGAUCUCGAUUUGACUGACAAAAAAGAUAUGUUUAGUGAAGAGUUAGAUCUUCAUGACCCUGUGAAUGAUAGCAUAGGUAAUCAAAUAACAUCUGAAGAGAAGAAAGAACAAGUAAAUGAGACUGCUAUUUCACCAAAAGCAGUAUGUAACUCAAAAGAUAUCUUGUCAAAGGGUUCAAACUCUUCAACUUCAUCUGCAAAUUUACACGACAUUGAACAGAUGGAAAAUGGCAACUGUAGCAUGGGUGUUUGUCCAGUAAGUGAGAGUGGUUCUGCUGAAACCGAACUAAAUGGCAAAAAAGCUCUUGUGAAGUCCUCUGAGCAGAACAUCCAGGACGAAUCAGCUGCUCAUGAAGACGCUGCUGAUUCCACUGUAAAGAAUGUUUUGAGGUCAUCGCCAAUACAUGGACAAGACAAAACCAGUCCUUGUAAUCUUUCUACAUCUUCCCCAUUGCUAUCAGGCUUGGAGUGCAGUGAAAAAGCUGAUCAGUCUGUAAAUGAACCAUUAAAUUCACCAUCUCAGGUUUUGACAUCUGCACAUUCUAAUCAUGUCUCAGGAACCCCACAAGCUUCAAACUCUGUGGUAUCCCCAGAACAAAUUACAGACCGUACAGUUACUCCAGAGUUGUCUGUAGGUCCAGGACUUGACCAUAGCUUCUCACAGGCAGCAGAUAUUAAUUCAAGUUUUUCUCAAGAGCAGCCAUCAAGCCACGGAUUUGGUGUGCAGGCUGUUUCUCAGGAUGUGUCAGUUUCAAAUAUACAAGGUCAGAUAGAUGCAUCAGUUUCCCAACAUAUAUCUUUUCCUCAAGCUAUAGGCCAGACAAACAGAGAGAGACCUCUGUUGCUGGAGGAGCAGCCAUUACUUCUGCAAGAUCUUUUGGAUCAGGAGAGGCAAGAACAGCAGCAACAAAGGCAGAUGCAAGCAAUGAUUCGUCAACGUUCAGAGCCAUUUUUUCCAAACAUUGAUUUUGAUGCAAUCACUGAUCCUAUAAUGAAGGCAAAGAUGGUGGCUUUACAAGGAAUUAACAAAGUAAUGGCUCAAAAUAACAUGCCAACUGUGGUAAUAAAUAGCAGGUUUCCAUUUGUGUCUCAACAAAUGCCUGGGCCUCCACCUGGAGAAGAACUUGUUGACAUUCAGGGAACUGGGCAGGAUGGAUGUUUUCCACAACAGAUUGCAAGACCUAAUCCUCCAAGUUUUGGUCCAGGAUUUGUCAAUGAUGCCCAGAGAAAACAAUAUGAAGAGUGGCUGCAAGAAACUCAGCAGCUUCUUCAGAUGCAGCAGAAGUUUCUUGAAGAACAAAUUGGUGUGCACAGAAAGUCUAAAAAGGCACUUUCUGCCAAACAGCGCACUGCUAAAAAGGCCGGGCGUGAAUUUCCAGAGGAAGAUGCAGAGCAGCUGAAGCACGUAACAGAACAGCAAAGCAUGGUUCAAAAACAGCUUGAACAGAUUCGAAAACAACAGAAAGAACAUGCAGAACUUAUUGAGGAGUACAGAAUUAAACACCCAACAUUGUGUGGAAUGGCAUCUACUCCUGCAAUUCAGGCUCAGGCAUCAGUAAUUGCAGGAAGUCAACCUCAAGUCAUAAACCAACAUAACUUCCCUUUGAUACCACAGCAACAGCAUAUUACUGUAAUACCUGGAAAGGCUAAUCCUCCUAGAAUGCCUGGUUUAACAGUAUGGCAGCCUCCAAAUGUUGCUUCUUCACAUAUUCCUGUGGUUACCCAAAGGAUUCCAGUUAAUGCAUCACAGAUGUCAGUAAACUGUGCCACUACUGCUUCUGGGGCAAAUGUCAUUUCAAAUGCCCAGUCCAAUGUUCCACCAGUAGUAGAGUUUGAGGAUAAUAACCCUUUCAGUGAAGGCUUUCAAGAACGUGAACGCAAAGAACGUUUACGGGAGCAGCAGGAAAGGCAAAGAAUUCAGCUUAUGCAAGAAGUGGAUCGGCAGCGUGCAUUACAACAAAGACUUGAGAUGGAACAGCACCAACAACAAGGCAUUAUGGGGAAUGACUUGAAUCAGAUGUCAUUGAAUGAUCCCCUUUUUAAUCCUGGUUUGGCACAAGAUUUCAGUCAUUCUGCUAGAACCGAUUUGCAGCAACCAACUGGACAGUUAUUAUCACAACAAAACUUACAAGGAUUUAGUCCGCCUUCUACUACACUUGCUCAGGGUGGAGAACAAAGGUCUAUAAGAUUGUCAAUAUAUGGCCCAGAGACUAAUGUAGACUCUAGUAUGCGUAUCAACUCCCAUGUUGCAAAACAGAUCCCUAGAAAUAUUUCAGGUUCAGGCUUUAUUCACGGCCAGCAAAGGUCUUCGUUUAAUACUGCUUUGCCACAUGGUACUGUAGAUGGAGCUGUGGUUAUCCAGGACUCAGUAAAGGCCCUUCCACCAGGUUGUCCUGAUCCAAGUCAGUCAUUUACUCACUUAUAUUCAAACAUUAUUCCAGAAGAAAAAUGCAAAAAGAAGAAGACCAAAAGAAAGAAAAAGGAUGAAGAUGGUGAUUCCAUAAAGACUCCAUCCACUCCACAUUCUGACAUUACUGCUCCACCAACUCCCAGCAUUUGUGAAUCUGUCUCUUUAGAAGUUAACAAUCCUGGAGAUCGCAUGGUUCCUCGAGGAAAAUCAGAAUUUUCAGGGUCACCAUUAACGCCUACCACUAAAGCAAACCGUUCUUCAUUAGAACAUGAAUGUCUGCCUUCUGACAUUGAUAAACAGCAUUUAGUACAGUCCACUGUAAAUUCUGAUCCAUGCCAAUAUCAGACAAAAGAUUUUAGUGACAUGCAUAAAGUUAAAGUAGAACAAGAGGAAACAACUCCAUGCCAAAGUCAUAUUGCCUCUGUGGUAGGUACUCAAAGCAAAAUAAAGCCAGAAGAUAAAAAUGUGGUUCCACACAAUUCUUUUUUUAUUGGACAAAGUCCAAGUACUCUACAGGAGUCAAAGACUGAGUUAGGGAAUGAACUUUUAAAACACUUGUUGAAAUAUAAAAAUGAGUCAGAUCUUCCUCACCAAAAAUCAGGAGAGAGUAUACUAUCAAUGGAUGAUGGCUGUCUUGAAGGCAAAGUACCAGAACAGCAAAACGAAUUUGACAUGGUACAGGACACUCACAUUUGUAAUGUUGGCCUGCAAAAGUCUAAUGGAGAGCAAGACAGAAAGAAAACCAGAAACAAGAGAGUUCAAAAUACUGGAGAGAAAACACUGUCUCGUUAUAAAAAGAAGAAAAAAGAAGAGGAGGAAAGACUUUCUAUGUACUCCAGUGCAGACACUUUGAGACAGUUAAAACAGCAACUUUGCCUGCUUCCCCUAGUGGAGCCAAUCAUUGAAGUAAACUUUGCACAUUUCGCUCCUUUUGGCAGUGACCAUCUUAAUGGUGAUAGCAGGUUAACAGGAAAAUUUGGCAGUGCCACUCUUGAUGGGGCUUCCGAUUACUACUCUCAGUUAAUCUACAAGCAGAACAAUUUGAGUAACCCUCCAACACCACCAGCUUCUCUUCCUCCAACUCCACCACCUAUGGCUCGACAGAAAAUGGUAAAUGGAUUUGCAACAACAGACGAGUUAACUGGUAGACCCGGUAUAUUAGGGCAUGAUGUGUCUAAAGCUUUUGUGCACAGGCCAUUCCAUUUACCUUUUCGACCAGAUGAUGACUUGCUGGCAAAAGCUAUGGCCCAAGGGCAUAAAACAGUUGAUGUUCCUGCAUCUCUUCCAACUCCACCACAUAACAAUCUUGAGGAGCUAAGAGGGCAGGAUCACUGUGAUGACCGUGAUACCCCUGACAGUUAUGUGCCUUCUUCUUCUCCUGAAAGUGUAGUAGGAAUGGAAAUAAAUCGAUACCCAGACCUGUCAUUGGUGAAAGAAGAGCCCCCAGACCCUGCCUCAUCCCCUGUGAUUCCUAUUCUGCCAAGUUCUACAGGCAAAGGUUCCCAAGCACAGCACAACAUUAAAAUGGAAUCUGCUUCAAGAACGUUCAAGUUUGGAUCUCCUUUUGGACAGCCAACAGACAGCCCUCAUGCAGGUCUUAUCUCUGUAGCACUUACACUGAAUCCUUCAGCUUCUGAGAAUAUAAAUGAAGUCGUGGCAGCAGUGGCUGAACUUCUCCAUGUCAAAAUUCCUAACAGCUAUGAAGUUAGUGACAUCUUGGAAACUCCCACACUAACAUUGUUGAAACAGCAGCGAAUAAGUCAGGGCCUGGAAAGCAGAUCGCAUUUGUUGAUAAAUGGUGCUCACGUGCGACCAGCUGGAUCACUCAAAUUUGCUGGAUGCUCAAGUUUUACACAACCUCCUUUUCGUUUUCCAUCAACUGGCUGUGGUGCAACGUUUGGUAAAAACAAUCACCAGAGUGUUCCUGGAAGUCCGAUACACAAACCUCAGUGGUGUUGCCAGUGCAAGGUUGUCAUCUUGGGCAGUGGUGUACGGAAAUCCAUCAAAGAUUUGCCUUCCUUUAAACAGGACCCUUCAGAGAGCAGAAACAAAGCAGAGAAUAAUUUGGUCUUUUGUAGUAACAACUGUUUUGUUCUUUAUUCUGUAUCUUCACGACUUAAAACCUCAGAUAAUAAGGAUAAUGUAAUGCCUUUAUUGCUGGAGUCACCAGAGAAAGACCCACUACCCAAAGUAUUUCAUCAAUAUAGUAACAACACUUCUAGCAUGGAUGUCCAUUGCCUUCCUCGACUAAAGGAAAAGGUUUCUCCACCGUCAACACCACCUGUCACUUUUCCAACUGCCUCUUUUGGCAUUGCAAAAACUGAGGUUAAAACUGAUGAAUUAAAGGUUACUGUAAAGCUAAAACCUAGACCAAGGACAGUGCAAAGUGGUUUAGAUGAGUACAGUCCUGCAAUAAAAAAGUGCAAAGGCAUGCGAUGGAUGAAAUGGAAUGUCCAAAUUGUGAUUCCAAAAGCAACAUUUAAGCCUCCUUGUGACAUUGAGAUUGAUGCACUCCUUAAAAAACUAGGCACAUCCAUAAGACCUCAACCAGUACCCAGAGACUGUAGGAAGUGUUGCUUUUGCCAUGAAGAAGGAGAUGGACUUACAGAUGGUCCAGCAAGACUUCUUAAUCUUGAUUUAGAUAUUUGGGUACAUCUUAACUGUGCUCUUUGGUCUACAGAAGUUUAUGAGACACAGUCUGGUGCUUUGAUCAACGUAGAACUAGCACUGCGGAGAGGACUGCAUAUGAAAUGUGUCUUUUGUCAUAAAAUAGGAGCCACCAGCAGCUGCCAUAGGUUAAGAUGCACCAAUGUUUAUCACUUUACAUGUGCCUUCAAAGCACAGUGCAUGUUUUUCAAAGAUAAGACAAUGCUUUGCCCUUUACAUAAGCCGAAAGGUUGUCAUGAGCAAGAACUGAAUUAUUUUGCAGUCUUUAGGCGAGUCUAUAUCCAGCGUGAUGAAGUGAGACAAAUUGCCAGCAUUGUGCAGAGAGGUGAGAGAGACCAUACUUUUCGUGUGGGAAGUCUUAUAUUCCAUUCUAUUGGACAGUUACUGCCACAUCAGAUGCAGGCCUUCCAUAGCUCAACAGCACUUUUUCCUGUGGGCUAUGAGGCCAGUCGACUGUAUUGGAGUAUGCGCUAUAUUAAUAGGAGGUGCCGGUACCUUUGUGGCAUUGAAGAGAAAGAUGGUCUCCCUGAAUUUGUGAUUAAAGUAAUUGAACAAGGUCAUGAAGAUUUGAUCCUUAAAGAUACUUCACCAAAAGGAGUUUGGGAUAAAAUCCUUGAACCUAUUGCUGAAUUACGGAAAGAUUCCAGUAUCCUAAAGCUCUUUCCUGUGUAUAUCAAAGGAGAAGACCUCUUUGGCUUAACUGUUCCUGCAGUUGCGAGGAUUGCUGAGUCGCUCCCUGGGGUGGAAACAUGUGGAAAUUAUACCUUCAGGUAUGGUCGGAACCCACUGAUGGAGUCACCUGUUGCAGUCAAUCCCACAGGAAGUGCACGCUCUGAGCCAAAAAUGAAUAACCAUGUCAAGAGGUUUGUGUUGAGGUCUCAUACACUGAAUAGCACUAGCACAUCCAAGUCAUUUCAGAGUACAGUCACCGGAGAGUUAAGUGCACCCUACAGCAAGCAGUUUGUUCAUUCCAAGUCCUCCCAGUAUCGGAAAAUGAAGAGUGAAUGGAAGUCCAAUGUUUAUCUGGCUCGAUCUCACAUCCAGGGUUUGGGACUUUUUGCUGCUAGAGACAUAGAGAAACACACAAUGGUGAUUGAAUAUAUUGGGACAGUGAUUCGCAAUGAGGUAGCCAACAGGAAAGAGAAACUUUAUGAAUCUCAGAACCGUGGUGUGUACAUGUUUCGAAUUGAUAAUGAACAUGUUAUUGAUGCCACUCUGACUGGAGGUCCUGCAAGGUACAUUAAUCAUUCCUGUGCCCCAAACUGUGUGGCUGAAGUUGUAGCCUUUGAGAAGGGGCAUAAAAUUAUCAUUAGUUCCAACAGGAGGAUUCAGAAAGGAGAGGAGCUAUGUUAUGACUAUAAAUUUGACUUUGAAGAUGACCAGCACAAGAUCCCUUGUCACUGUGGAGCUCUAAACUGCCGGAAAUGGAUGAAUUAAUGCAUUCCUUGCUGGUUCUGGGGGUUACAUUGUCCCUAGAAUGAACAGAUUGUGUAAAACAAGAACACAAACGUAAAGAGUCUGUGUUGGAAAUGGAAUCAUUUCCUGAAGAUUUGAACUCGUUUUAAUUAAAACAUCUGAAGAGAAGUGAGAGUGAGUUGAGAAGCUAGUUGCACAUUAAAAAGUAAAUUGAGCACAGAUUGGUCCAGCGCUACUGUUUUAUGUUGACUGAUGAAAAACGGUUUUACUGGGCAAGGAAUCUAUGGUUGACCUACUUACUGUGUGGGUGGGCACUUAUGAAUGUAGAACUGAAAUCACCAGCGAAAUAAAAGGGGAAAUCCAAAGUGCUGGCCACAGCCUUAUUUGAAAAGGGGCAGGCCCUCUAGUUAAAGUAAAAUUAAGUAGACACCACUGAACAAGGAAUGUACUGAGAUGACUUCCUUAGGAGUAGAGCUAAGGGAAAUAACUUGCACUAAAUACAUUAAAAUACUUGAUUCCAUGAGUCAGUUUAUUGUAGUUUUUUUUGAUUUCUGUAUAAAAGAGAACAUUUUGUAUUUAUUAUUGGAUAAGUGAAUGAAGCUAUUUUUGAAACAAAAGUUAGAAGAAAGCCAAGCUGCUGCUGUUACUUGCAGAAUUAACCCUGUUACUUUGUACAGAUUGUAAAUAUUGUGAAUUAAGAAAGUAUAAAAUAGAUAUUGACCAAAUGCUACCUGACAUUGCAACUGUUUGGGUGCUUUUUUUUUGUUUUUUUUUUUUGUUUUUUUUUUUUUUUGAAAUCUUAAUAGGGGUGCUGCAAUAUACUUUCUCAGACUUUGGACAGCACCAUAACUUUGUAAUGAAUUGAGUAAGCUGAUAUUGGUUUACUGAUUUUCUUUGUAAUAAUCAUGUUGCUCAUGAAGAUUUUUUUAUUGCACAGUAGAAAGUACACUUGUAAUUUAUAUAGGCAUUUGUGGUAUUAUGUUAUAUAUUAGUAUGAAUUUCAGUCCUGUGAUUACCUUAAUUAGAUUAAUAUUGUAGCAUCCCUAUUUCCCAAAGUCAGGAUUUUAUGCUCAUAAUUUGUAACAACUGUGAAUAACCAUUACAGCCACCAAAAGGAGGCUAAUGCAGCCUCCAAAACUGUAUGGUAAUUAGGUCACUGUUCAGUCUGCUUCAUAUCAAGAAAGUUUCAGUAAUGUCAUAGGAGCUUGUGUCACUAAAGAUGGCUUUUAUUUUUAACAGUGAAAACCAUUGCGAGGUAGAAUUAUGCUUUUUUUUUGCAGCAGGACUCUGGCAUAAGAGUUUUGAAUAAAGAAGAAAAUGUAAUUUAUAAAGUGUUUGUAUGGAUUGUUUUUGUUUACAUCUCUAGAAACACUUUUGUGUUAUAGAAUCGUUAACAGUUUGCAUUUUGAACCAGGUUAACUUUUUAUUUUGUACUUAAAUUCUGGUACUGACACUUCACAGACAGAUAUGAAAUGAAGUGUUUUUGUGUCUGCACAGUUUCAGUGGACUGUAAACGUUUCCCCUUUUCAACAAUACAGUCUUGAACGUGUAAUGUAUAUGGCAUGAUGUAUUUUUUACCUAAAAGAAGAAAUGAAUUGUAUAUAUAUUUUUCUCUUGGUAAAUAGUUGUAUGAAAAUUGUUUCUUUGAUAUUUUUCUCUUCUCUUGUAUAUUAUUCCAACAUCAUACCAGUAUUUGUCUACAGAUUUCUUUUGUCUUGUAUGAUACUAUCUAAUGUUGGAAAAUGAAACCUUUUGAAGUAUACAGAGUGUUAUGGGUUUUGGACUUUGUGGAAACAGAUUUAGAUUAUAAACAUUUACAAAAUAAAAUAUUUUACAUUUAUGAAA